AUGGGGGAAGCGAAUCUGGGCUCUUUAUCCUGGGAUGAUCUCGAGAAUGACCUGCCAGAUGAGUUGAUUCCUAACGGAGAUCUUAGCCUGAUGGGUGGAAUGCCUUCCAAUGGUGGAGCGCCCGGUGGAACCACAGGGGGGAGUGUUGUUCCUGAUGCAGCGGCAAAGCACAAGCAGCUCUCAGAACUGCUUCGUGGGAGCACCACUAACAUGGCUGGCGCAGGCCUGAACUCGGCAAGUCCUCAGCCUGGUAACAUGGGGGCGCAACUCGCCUCAGCAUUAGGCAAAAGUCCUCUUGGCCAAGGCUCACCCAACAACCACACAUCUCCUCAGGCACAGAAAGCUCCAACGCCAACAGGAGUAGCAGGACAGAACAACAACAAUAACACCACAACAAUGGGCUUUAACCAAGCUAUGAUGAACAAUAACCAGACUCAUCCAGGCCUCUUGGCCCAAGGAGCUCUGCCUCAACAGGGCCAAGUGAUGAAUGGUGGACUUGGCCCUGGGGUGGGCAGAGGCAGGGGCACAGGCAUGCACUUCCAGAGCCCCACGAUGCAGACAGCACCCCCUGGAGGAGCUGGAAGUGCCCUGGCAGAGACACUCACUCAGGGGCAGCAGAUGGCAGCCCAUACUGCUCUGGGAGCACAACAGCAGACAGCCAACUUAAAUAAGAUGGGUCUGAGUAGUAAUGGGGCCCCGUUCGGAGCCCAGUCUUAUGGACAGACUGCUUCAGGUCCAGGGCAGCUCCAGAACAAGGCCCUCACCAACAGUUUACCAUCCUUUCCCAAUGAACUCAAAGGAGCUGCAGUCACUAGUGUGCCAAACAUGCAGCAGCCUCAGCAGGCGGCCAUGUUGCCUCUGACGGGGGGCGGGGGAGUGGCAGUGCCUUCGGCUGGACCCACCGCUGACCCCGAGAAACGCAAGCUCAUCCAGCAGCAGCUGGUCCUGCUGCUCCAUGCACACAAAUGCCAGCGCAGAGAGCAGGCCAAUGGGGAGGUGAGGGCCUGUGCCCUGCCCCACUGUCGCACCAUGAAGAACGUCCUUAACCACAUGACCCACUGUCAGGCUGGCAAGUCCUGCCAAGUUGCCCAUUGUGCAUCAUCCAGACAGAUCAUUUCUCACUGGAAAAACUGUACACGGCAUGACUGUCCUGUGUGUCUCCCGCUGAAAAACGCCAGUGACAAAAGAACUCAGCAGCCCAUGCUGAGCUCCCCCAACACAGGCCUCCAAAACCCCAUGUCAUCAGUAGGAGUAGGUCAGCCCAGCGCUCCCACCAUCAAUACCUCAGCACCCAUCGACCCCAGCUCCAUGCAGAGAGCCUACGCUGCACUUGGACUCACCUACAACAGUCAGACGACAGGGCAGGCACAGAUCCAGCAAGCCCACGGUCCGGGACAGACGGCAGCCCCCAAUGCACAGGCUCAGCAACAGCAGCUUCAGCAGAUGAGACCCAUGGCACACGGUAACCAGAUUUCUCUUGGAGCUGCAGCAAUGGGUGUGACCACUUCUGAACAGACUAACCUGCACACAGAAAAUCUCCCUAAUGCGCUCAACACUAACAAUCAGCUGCUUCAGGAUGGGUCUAGUGUAGGUUCUAUGGGAAACUUGCCCACAGCAGCCCCCUCCACCACAGGCAUCAGGAAGGCCUGGCAUGAGCAUGUGACUCAGGACCUGCGUAAUCACCUCGUCCACAAACUAGUACAAGCCAUAUUUCCGACACCAGACCCGGCAGCUCUGAAGGACAGGCGAAUGGAAAACCUGGUGGCCUACGCAAGGAAAGUGGAGGGUGAUAUGUAUGAGACAGCAAAUAGCAGGGAUGAAUAUUAUCACUUUCUGGCCGAGAAAAUUUAUAAAAUCCAAAAAGAAUUGGAAGAAAAGAGACGCUCUAGGCAACUGAAGCAAAUCAUCAACCAGUCUCCUAUGGCUGCAGGAGCGGCGCAGCAGCCUGGCCUUCCCCAGCCAAAUGCCCUGGGUGUCAGACCUCAGAAUGGCCCUGUUGCAAUGCCCAAUUUGCCAAAUCCGAUGGGAAUGAAUCGCAUGCAGGUGUCACAGGGAAUGAACCAGUUUAACCAUAUGGCACUACCAAACGCUCAAAUACCCCAAGCAGCAAUGGGAGCCCGGGCAGCCUCACCAAUGAAUCACCCACAACAAAUGAACAUGACCGUUCCACCGAGAGGCAUGUCUCCCUCCCGAGUGCCCCCAGCUCAGAGCAUGAUGGGCACUCAUGGGGCUGCAAACAUGGUAGGGCAGAAUACAAACCAGGGCCAGUUUCUGCCUCAGAAUCAGUUCCCCCCAGCUGCUGCUGUUGCUGCUCCAGGAUCCAUGAAUGUGACUGUGGGACCUGGCAUGGGCCAGGCACAGGCUGCUGUCACCCAGCUGUCCCAGCCAGGAGCCAGUCUGGACAACAGGGUGCCCACCCCGGCCUCAGCUGCAAGUGCUGACCUGCACCCGCCCCAUGUCGCUGCAGACCUGCCUCUUCAGGAGGUGAAGACUGAGGCACACAAUGAACAACAGGAGUUUGAGGCUGCUGGAGGCAAAAUAGAGCCCAAGAUGGAGACACUAGAUGAGGCUAGUUCAAUGUUAGUGAAGAAGGAGGAGACUGACGAGAAGCUGGAAGCGAUGGAGGUGGAAGAGAAAAAGCCGGAAAUGAAGACAGAACCCAAAGAUGAAGAAGAGAGUGGAGCAAACAGUGCCACUUCAUCCUCGCCCUCUCAAUCACGGAAAAAAAUUUUUAAACCAGAGGAGUUGAGGCAGGCUCUGAUGCCGACAUUGGAGUCUUUGUAUAGACAGGACCCAGAGUCUUUACCCUUCAGACAGCCAGUGGAUCCACUCCUUUUGGGCAUCCCAGAUUACUUUGACAUAGUGAAGAACCCUAUAGACCUCUCUACAAUAAAGCGUAAGCUCGAUACGGGUCAAUACCAAGAGCCCUGGCAGUAUGUGGAUGAUGUUUGGUUGAUGUUUAAUAAUGCCUGGCUCUACAACCGCAAGACGUCUCGUGUCUACAAGUACUGCUCAAAGCUCGCCGAGGUGUUUGAGGCAGAGAUUGACCCUGUGAUGCAGGCCCUGGGCUACUGCUGUGGCAGGAAGUAUGAGUUCUCCCCUCAAACGCUGUGUUGCUACGGGAAACAGCUUUGCACAAUACCGACUGGAGGCACAUACUACAGUUACCAGAACAGGUACCAUUUCUGUGAAAAGUGCUUUAAUGAAAUCCAGGGAGAGAGUGUCACAUUGGGUGAUGAUCCUGCUCAGCCUCAGACAAUGAUUUCAAAAGACCAGUUUGAAAGAAAAAAGAAUGAUGUUCUAGACCCUGAACCGUUUGUUGAAUGUAAAGACUGUGGGCGGAAGAUGCAUCAGAUAUGCGUUUUACACUAUGAAGUCAUCUGGCCUUCUGGAUUUAUCUGUGACAACUGUUCAAAGAAAAGUGGAAAAACACGCAAAGAGAACAAGUUUACUGCCAAACGACUUCAGUCCACUCGACUGGGAACUUUCAUAGAGGAUCGUGUGAAUAAAUACUUGAAAAGACAGAACCACCCAGAGGCCGGAGAGGUGUUUGUGCGAGUGGUGGCGAGCUCUGACAAAACGGUAGAAGUCAAACCAGGCAUGAAAUCAAGGUUCGUUGAUACAGGAGAAAUGCCUGAAACCUUUCCCUACAGAACCAAAGCACUUUUCGCCUUUGAGGAGAUUGAUGGUGUUGAUGUGUGCUUUUUUGGCAUGCAUGUACAGGAGUAUGGCUCUGAAUGUGCAUUUCCAAACACUAGACGUGUGUACAUAUCAUACCUUGACAGUAUUCAUUUCUUCAGACCUCGUGUUUUACGAACAGCUGUCUACCAUGAGAUCCUUAUUGGCUAUUUAGAAUAUGUCAAGAAACUAGGUUAUGCUCAGGGGCACAUCUGGGCCUGUCCACCCAGUGAAGGAGAUGACUACAUCUUCCAUUGUCACCCUCCUGACCAGAAGAUCCCCAAGCCCAAAAGACUUCAGGAGUGGUAUCGAAAAAUGUUAGACAAGGCAUUUGCAGAGAGGAUUAUACAUGACUACAAGGACAUCUUCAAACAGGCAACCGAGGACCGUUUAACAAGCGCCAAUGAGCUGCCUUACUUUGAGGGUGACUUUUGGCCUAACGUGUUGGAGGAAAGUAUUAAGGAGCUGGAGCAGGAAGAGGAGGAGAGGAAAAAAGAGGAGAACACCGCAGCCUCUGAAACUCCUGAGGGGACUCCAGGGGACAGCAAAAACGCAAAGAAAAAGAACAAUAAAAAGACCAACAAAAACAAGAGCAGCGUAAGCCGAGCAAACAAGAAGAAACCGGGGAUGCCAAACGUAGCUAACGAUUUGUCCCAGAAACUGUAUGCAACCAUGGAGAAGCACAAAGAGGUUUUCUUUGUGAUCCACCUCCACUCUGCUCCAAUGAUCAACACUCUGCCCCCUCUCGUGGAUCCGGACCCUCUGCUUUCCUGUGACCUGAUGGAUGGGCGAGAUGCGUUCCUCACUUUAGCUAGAGACAAACACUGGGAGUUCAGCUCUCUCAGAAGGUGCAAGUGGAGCACGAUGUGCAUGCUCGUCGAGCUGCAUAACCAGGGCCAGGACCGCUUUGUCUACACAUGUAAUGAAUGCAAACAUCAUGUGGAGACUCGCUGGCACUGCACCGUUUGUGAAGACUUUGAUUUGUGCAUCAACUGUUACAACUCAAAGGGCCACGAGCAUCAAAUGGUCAAGUGGGGUCUUGGUCUGGACGACGACAACAACAGUCAGAGCGGGGAGCCCUCCAAGAGCCCCCAGGAGAGCCGGCGCCUGAGCAUUCAACGCUGCAUCCAGUCCUUGGUCCACGCCUGUCAGUGUCGCAAUGCCAACUGCUCACUUCCUUCCUGCCAGAAGAUGAAGCGUGUGGUCCAGCACACCAAAGGGUGCAAACGCAAAACCAAUGGUGGCUGCCCUGUUUGCAAACAGCUCAUUGCUCUGUGCUGUUACCAUGCAAAGCACUGUCAGGAAAACAAGUGUCCUGUCCCUUUCUGUUUGAAUAUCAAACACAAGCUUCGCCAGCAGCAGCUGCAGCAUAGGCUUCAACAGGCCCAGAUGAUGAGGAGAAGAAUGGCCACCAUGCAGGGUAGGACCAUGCCACUACCCUCUCCACCUGCAUCAGCUGCUCCCAAUACACCCACUGGUCAUGCACAGCCCACUACUCCUCAGACUCCACAGCAGCCCCCGUCCAAUCAGCCACAGACUCCAAACUCUGUGGGUGUGAUGUCUCCCUCGUAUCCUAAUGCUCCGCGCAAUGGACAGCCUCAGUCUCAGGUGUCUCAAGGGAAACCUGGCCCUCAGGCCUCUCCUCUGCAGCAGCAGCAGUCUCCUCUGCCCCAGCCCCCUCAGCCACAGCAGCAGAUGGCCCAGCAGCCGCCACUGGCUGCCGUCAAAAUGGCACGACACAUAGAGAUCAUCGCACAGGCCCAGCAGAACCAACAGAACUACAGGGUCAACAUCAACGGGCUGCCCAUGAACCCGCCUCCCCAACAACGCAUGACUGGCCCAAUGCAGCCCCCCAUGCAGAUGGUCCCUGGGCCUCGAGGACCCCCACAGGUCAUGCAGUCCAACAUGGCUCCAGGGCAGUGGCCUGGGGCAACAGGCCCUCUGCAGACCUCUCAGCCCCAGCAGCCAGGUCUAGUCCCAGGACAAAGUCCACAGCAAACCAUGGCCAUGCCACGGCCUAUGAUGCCCCCUGGACAGCAACCUCAACCAGGGCAGAGGAUGAUAAUCUCUCAACAGCCUGGAGCCCGGCCACAGGCACCUCAGAGGCCUGGGGCAAUAGCACCCAAUGCUCUGCAGGAUCUGCUCCGGACUCUGAAGUCUCCCAGCUCCCCACAGCAACAGCAGCAGGUUCUUAACAUCCUAAAGUCAAACCCUCAGCUUAUGGCUGCCUUCAUUAAGCAGCGGACAGCAAAGUACCAUGCCAACCAACCCCAGCAGCAGACAGGCCAGCCUCAGCAGCAGCAGCAGCAGCAGCAGCAGAUGGGGGGGAUGCAAGCCAUGACAAUGCAAGGGGGAGCUGUUCAGAGGCCGGGUAUGCCCCCUCAGCAGCCUACUGCUCAGGGUAUGGCAUCCCUGGGACCCCAAGGCCAGCUCAUGAAUGCAGCUAGUAACAACCCUCAGUUUCAGGAGAUGUACCGGAGACAGCUGCUCAGACAACAGCAGCAGCAGCAGCAACAGCAACAACAGCAGCAGCAGGGUGUGAUGCCCCAAGGCCACACCCAGUUCCCCGCUCAAGCCCCUGGCUCCACUGCCACCUACUCCCAGCUCCGCAUGCAGCAGCAGCAGCAGCAACAGCAGAUCACCAUGCAACCCGGGGGAGGGGCACCAGGGGGACCUAUGAGCCAACUGUCACCAAUGAACCAAAUGGGCCAGCCUGGCAUGGCUAUGGACUCCACCCAGAAUCUACUGCACCAACGAAUGCUCCAGCAGCAGCAGCAGCAGCAGCUCCCCCCGCAGCAGCAAGCUGUGCUCAAACAGCAGAUGGGCUCUCCCGCUCAGCCCAGCCCCAUGAGCCCGCAGACUCACCUGUUGGCAGGACAGGCACAGGGCGGCCCUCACCUUCCUGGACAGCCUGCACUUACCAGUGCUAUUGGCAACCAGGUACGGUCCCCUGCCCCAGUCCAGUCCCCCUGUCCACCCUCACAGCCGCCCCAACAGCCACAGCUCCCGCCACAUUCCAGUCCCUCCCCACAGGUGCAGCCCCAGCCCUCUCCACAGCACCCACCUCCGCCUCACACUGGCUCGCCGCACCCCGGCUUAGGGGGCCCUCUGUCUGCAUCUAUGGAGCAGGGACAUUUGGGGACUCCAGAACAGAGCGCCAUGCUACCACAGUUAAACACACCGAACAGAGGAGGAUUGAACAGUGAAUUGGGGAUAGGGGGAGAUGCUACAGGGGACACUCUAGAGAAGUUUGUUGAGGGAUUGUAGCAUCUGUGAUGGGAACAUAUUGAACAGUAUCCCUCCUUUGGACUGACCUCCCGUCCUGUUUUUCUGGAUUCCCAACUUGUUAGAGGGCUUUGUUUGUUCUUUCUAAGACAGAGAACGUUUUUGUACUGACAUGUAUAAAGUUUCCUCUGUAUAAAGACAAUUUGGUCAAAAAAUAAUUAAACACUUCUUGGGGAUAUAAUUGUUUCCUAUACCCUGUUCUUUGGGGUUUUCUUCCUUAAAAUGUUGAGGGAUUUGCAAGUUGCUUCUUAAAUAAAAAUAAAUCAUAAAGAAUAUAUUUUUGGUUGAGACCAAAUGUGUUCAAUAUUCAACUUAGUUUUGGUUUGUUUUUGGUAUGGUUCCAUGCCUUCUUGUUUCUUUUAUUAAAGAAAAUGUACAAUUGCAUUAUUAUAUUCAUAUCUUUUAUUUUGUACCUUUGGAGAAAGACCUUAAAGCAUUUUGUGUUGCAACUGUAAAAUAUUUUUUUUGUCAGGGAGUUGGGCCAGGGUUUUGUUUGUUGUUAUCUAGUGUUGUACCCAUUAGUCCAAAUGAUGCGUUCAGGGACAAACCGCUCCCUUUCUCUUUUGUGUAUGAAGAGCACUCUGGUGUAAUUAUAUAGGAAACGGACUGCUGCAGGUUGUGAAUACACAAGCAUGCACGCAGGUGCACAUGAAGACCCUGACACAAACCCUCAGUCUCUAAAAUUGGUUUCAGAAAACAAGGACUGCCAUCUCAGUGGCCUGUUAUUUGAAAAAAAAAAAAAAAAAAAUCUGUCUUUGCGGGUGUAAAAACGUUUGUCAUACUUUCUUGUCAUACAGAUGUUGUAAAGUGUAAAGAGAGUGUGAGAAAAAGACUAGCCCCCUGAUCUGAGGAGGAAUGAUUGCUGGUUGUCUAUAUGCUACAUCUUAAAUGACCCCCAUCUUCUAAAUUUUACACAUGUAUAGAGAUGAAGGGCACAUUUGAGAUUCAUCACAAGGAAAACUAAAUGUCAACAGUCAUUCCCCUCACACAAAAACUUGAAUUUGGGGAUUACCUUUUUCUCCUAUUGUAAAUCAAGUUAUUAAAAUACUAUAUAAGGAAGAGAGAAUGAAAUCGCUGUACAAACUGGUAAAAGACUCAUUUCUUACUUAUAUACCAUAUUGUUAAAUAAACUGUGUGCAACAGAAGAA
Messenger RNA from Boleophthalmus pectinirostris (great blue-spotted mudskipper), 8111 nucleotides. RefSeq names its product CREB binding protein a (gene crebbpa). Gene Ontology annotation, biological process: positive regulation of transcription by RNA polymerase II. Gene Ontology annotation, molecular function: protein binding; zinc ion binding; transcription coactivator activity. The record is from RefSeq and is a predicted model, not a curated record. Gene Ontology annotation, cellular component: nucleus; transcription regulator complex; histone acetyltransferase complex. Lineage: Eukaryota; Metazoa; Chordata; Actinopteri; Gobiiformes; Gobiidae.